AUGACAUCAUUAUGUUGGGAAAUGAUGCCACGUUGGUUAACACUCUCCUACGUCGCAUAUCCACAGCUUUCAAGAUCCGAGACCUUGGCACACCGAGGGUUCUUUCUUGGCAUUGAGACAAUCGCGGUUGAUGGUGGUUUAGUGCUCUCACAGCGCUGCUACAUGACUGACAUACUUAGCCGGUCCGGAAUGGUGGAUUGUAAGCCGCUAGCGACUCCAGCUGCUGUCACACAAGUUGUUACUCCUUCAUUUAUGCACUCUCCCACUAACGACCACUGGGGCCUACUGAAGUGGGUGUUGCGAUACGUCAAAGGCACUCUCGACUAUGGUUUACGCCUCUCGGCUUCUUCCUCCUCCGCUAUUCAUGCAUUUUCAGAAUCAGAUUGGACCGGUUGUCCGAUAGACAGGAAGAGUACUACUGAAUACGCUAUCUUUUUGGGUUCCAACCUCAUCUCUUGGCUCUCACGGAAGCAGCGCACCGUUGCUCGCUCAUCCACUGAAGCUGAGUAUAAAGCACUGGUAGAUGUCUCGGCAGAAGUAACAUGGGUUGUCUCGUUACUGCGAGAACUUGAUUUACACUCCGGUUAA
Molecule: messenger RNA, 588 nt
Organism: Ipomoea nil (Japanese morning glory)
Lineage: Eukaryota; Viridiplantae; Streptophyta; Magnoliopsida; Solanales; Convolvulaceae
Exons: 2
Coding region: 1-588 (195 amino acids)
Source: RefSeq, a predicted model, not a curated record